AUGCCUAUCGACCAGGACGAUUUGAUUGCCAUUGGCUUAGCGGUGGCACUAAGAAGGAAAAAAAGACGAUCAAAUGGGAGACUUAAUCUUCCAGAUGACGCUCCCCCUGUUAAUUCUGAUUGUAAUUUGCUCUAUGUUUUUGUAGGAGAUGAAGCAUUUGCACUGAGACCUGAUUUUAUGAAACCAUAUCCUCAAAAGGAUUUGAAUGCAGAGAACAGGAUUUUUAACUAUAGACUAUGUAGAGCACGGAGAGUGGUUGAAAAUGUUUUUGGAAUAAUGGCUUCUAGAUUUAGAAUUUUCUAUACAGCAAUAAAUCUGAAAUUAUCAAGCAUUGAAAAGGUUGUUAUGGCAUUUGUUGUCCUUCACAAUUAUUUAAGAAAGACUUGCCCUUCAAAAUAUUCUCCUGAAGAAUGCUUCCAUAGAGACGAUAUUUCAAUCAGAAUAAUUGUACCAGGGUUAUCACUUGAUCCUAAUUCUGUUGUAGGCUUAAAAAAUGGUCAAGGAACACGGAACUAUUCCCAAAUUGCUAAAGAAGUAAACCAUGGCAAAAAGACUUCGUGUAAAUACUAA
Molecule: messenger RNA, 570 nt
Organism: Macrobrachium nipponense
Lineage: Eukaryota; Metazoa; Arthropoda; Malacostraca; Decapoda; Palaemonidae
Exons: 1
Coding region: 1-570 (189 amino acids)
Source: RefSeq, a predicted model, not a curated record